This is a messenger RNA of Rhopalosiphum maidis (corn leaf aphid), 3472 nucleotides long. RefSeq lists its product as uncharacterized. Bases 769 to 2670 code for a protein of 633 amino acids. Gene Ontology annotation, molecular function: cysteine-type peptidase activity. Gene Ontology annotation, biological process: proteolysis. Lineage: Eukaryota; Metazoa; Arthropoda; Insecta; Hemiptera; Aphididae. The transcript has 3 exons. The record is from RefSeq and is a predicted model, not a curated record.
AGUCUACUCCACGACAGUCCUCACUGCAGCGCUACCACUUAUACCAUUUUUGUUGGCAAGGUAUAUUAGUGGUAUAUGCUCAGCGUCGAUUUAGCCAAAUGUCGUCGGUAGAAACGUAACGUCCCCGGUGCAAACAAUAUUAUUAUUACUACUACUACUACAUCUAUGGGCGGCGGUGUACAAGCGACGUUUGGAACAAGCUGUUGACGACCUGACACCACCGGUAACCAGACGCUAACCUAAAGACUCACCAGCCACUAAUGCACUAUCAAAGCGACGUACCUGUAUGCGCAUUCGCAUUCGCCGUUCAUCAUUCAGCGUUUUUCCGUCAUUUUGGAGACAUCGUUCUUUGUGCAGCUGCGCUAACACUCAGGUUUUUAUUACAAAUCGUCCAUUUUUUUUUCUACUGUCUCAUUGUCACUGGUUCGCUAACCAUUUAAGUCAUUCUGCGUUUCGAAAGAUUUACGUUUCACUCAAAUUUUUUAUUCAACAACGAACGAGCGAAGAACCGACGGCCGGCUCAAUACACGACGUAAAUACCGUUUGCGGGAUAGUGAAAAGCCGUCGUCGACGACGUUUCAUUCGUUUGCUGACAUUUCUUGUGACUUCCUCCAAUCAUCCACUCAACAUUCACCUAGAAUACUACGCGACCACUACCGGUAUAUCAGGCUGGAUUAAGUGAUCAACGUCUCAAUUAACUUUAAAACAUAAAUUCCUUAAAAUUUAAAUACUUAUCUGGCCAUAAACAUUUCUAAUUAUAAAUUUGAAAUGAAUAAAAAAGAAGGUAUUAUGAAUGGUGAGUUCUCAUCAAAUAAUUCAAAUAUUAAUCUUAAUAGUUUAAGUGAAGAAAACUCAUGUGUGACAAUUGACUUAACAGAAGAUCAUGAGCCAAUAGUUGAUAACAGCCCUGAAAACUAUAUUCAAGAGAUAAAUGUUGAAGAAGUGUAUAUCGACGAAUUAAUUGUUGAAAAAAUAAAUUUAAGAAAAUAUACAAAAAAACAAAGGGCCAAAAACCCAGAAGAUUUUUUUAUAAAUAGCCUUGGAGGUUUUAAAUAUAUAUUAAAAAAAACUUCUGAUCUCAGGAACAAUAUUUCAUCAUAUAGUAAAAUGAAAAACUUUAAUAGCCUUGAUACAAUGCUGCUAAAAAAUAAAUUAAAUCCCUCUACAUGUGCAGAUGAAUCUACUUCCCUUGAAUACCAUGAAGAUGAGCCACUUUAUGAGAUAAGUUGUGUUGAUGAAUCAGAUACCAAUAAAGAAGUUGAAUCUAACACAGUGGUAAUUUUUUCAAAGAGGAUUCAUGAGGAGGAAAGUAGUUUUUAUGGUGAAACAUCAAGAAACAUCAAACGUCAGAGAAACUUAAAUAGAGUAGAAGAAGAAAGUAACUCUAUUUCAUCAUUUAAUGAAACUGAUACAGAUGAUGUACUUUAUUCAAUCAUAAAUAUUGAAAAUGAAGUCUUAAAUCACGAAGAAGAAUAUAAUAUGGAUAGAUUUGUUGACUAUAAUUAUACAUCUGAAACUGAAAGAGCAGCUAAUGAUAAACAUGUUUUAAUGCAGGUUGAUAAUUUUAUAAAUGAUAGUCAAGAUACAGAUGAAAUAGAUAAUUGUAUAAAUGAUGGUCAAAAUAUGAAUGAAAAAGAUAAAAAUGUUAUGAAUAAUGUUAAAGGCAUAGACAAAAACCUUCCUAUAUUUUCAGUUGACGACGACGAUGAUGAUGAGUAUGCAGAAAUCAACAAACCUAAGCAAAGUAAAAUAUUUGAAGCUUAUCAUUUAAAUGUAAUACAUUAUAUUGAAUCGGAUCGUCAAGAUAUAAUAUUUCCAGGCUACAGUAAAGAGAUUUUCACAGAAUUAUUCAAUUUUAUUACUAACAAAACAAUAACUGAUAAAUUACAUUCUGAUCGAUGUUGUUCUUGUACAAUGGGAGAUUUAAUAAAUGUAUUUUUUCCAAAAUUAUGGAUUAAUGAUAUGUUAAUUGAACAUUAUUUUAGACUUUUGGUCAAAAAUUGUAAAGAUGAAUUAAUAGUGAGCUUAGAUUCAUUAUUUAUUAUUAUUUUUAAAGCGAAAGGGUUUGAAGUAGCUACCAAUUCAAUAAAAGGCCCAAUAAAAAAUGUACUUGAUUGUGAUAAGGUUAUAAUUCCCACACACGUGCAGGGUAAUCACUGGGCCUUCACUUUAGUGGAAAUUAAGAAACUUAAAAUAACUUAUUACGAUAGCAUAAAAUCAAGUACUUAUCAAAAUGAAAUGACUUCAUUAGUUACUUAUUUGAAUGAGGCAUACGAUAAACAUAAGAAGCCGGGAGAUAAAGAAAGUGUUUCAUGGUCAUUAUUCUAUGGGGACUGCCCGUCGCAGACUAAUGAUUAUGAUUGUGGAGUAUUUGCAUGUACAAAUGCCAGACAUGCUGUAUUAGGAAAAAAAGUAAAAUACACUCAGGAAGAUGCUCCACUCUUGAGACACAGAAUCACAUAUGAGAUUAUACAUGAUGUAUUGUUACCUACUGUGAGUACUCCAGAUACUGAGGAUACUCCAGAUAUUAAGGUUACUCUAUAUACUGUAAAUACUCCAAAUACUGUGUAUACUUCAGAUACUGCGGAUACUCCAGAUACUAAGGAUACUCCAGAUACUGUGGAUACUUUAGAUACUGCGGAUUCUCUAGAUACUGUGGAUACUCCAUAAUUCUUUUUUACAGAAUUUUCAUCAAAAUUCUUACAAUAAUAAUUAAUUAAGUUAAGUUUGUAUUGUUUAUAAAAAUGUAAUAUAUUGUGUUAUAUUAAUUAUAAUGUUCACUUGAAUUGUACCCAAUAAGACAAAUACAAGUCAGAGUAAUAGUCUUUUUUUACUUGUGUAAAUAUAUCCGUAUAGCUUUCAACCAAUAUCAAUCUUACUUCCAAUAGUUUAUUGUCAUAUAAUAAUAUAUAUACAUUGUGACAUUGACUAUAUUUAAAUUUAAAUUUUAACAGUCGGUAGAAGAUGACCAGUUCCAUUUUGUUUUUGUAAUAUAAAUUUGAUAGUUCUUAGUCUUAAGAUAACCAUCGACAUAAAUUCUGAGACUGAAUAAUAUUUUUAACACACUAAUGCAAGUGCCUCUUGAGCUUUUUAGUCUGAAGACACUUAUCAUCAUUAUCUAGUCGAACGAUUAUAUUUAAUAUCGAUCGAUUGAAUUGUUUUAUUUUUCAUUUUUGUUAAAUAUAUUUUGUAUCAUUCCGUAACAUUUAGCUUAUACUAUCUGUCUAUUAUUAAUGUUAUGUAUUGUAUGACUACAGUUAUUUUGCAUAUUAUAUGAACAAGUUUGUUCCAUUUUAAUGUCUCAAAUUUUUUAUAGUAGUCUUCUAUGCUGCUAACUACAUAAUUAUAAUUUUAUUUUUUAUUUAUCAUACUUAUUUGUUGACCAUUUUUUUUUUUUUGUUUGUACUGACUUCAUGAAUAUCUUAGAUAACUCAUGUAAUUUAUUUUAUUAUAUUUUAUGAAAUUUUUUAGU